GCUAUUGAAAGUGCCGACGGUAUUGGGAUCCCUUUAACCCCAUUUAAGCGACAUGUCACAAUUUCUCAAUUUAAUGACAUGUCGUUAAUCUGAUUUAGAAAGGUCACUUCAACUUGUCAUUUGCCAUCGCUCGCAUCGGCAACGGCAGCAACUGAAUCACCUGAAUGACCGUAACUACAGUAAUCACUGCUGUUCUGUCGCUCCAGCUUGAGUUGUUGACGUUGGGCUUGCUUCUCGACAAGACGCACAUGGAGAUUGUGCAGCAACAUAACGUCCUGAUUGCAAAGCUCCGACGUCUCGUGCGAGGCUUCAGGCUCUUACAGCAUGAAAUUGAAGUGAAUGACGAUAAUGCUGGGCGACGCCGACGUGGCGAACGGUCUUAUGAACUGCUAAAUGACCAGUUCAUCGAGACUGAGGCGGAUAUCGCGCGCGUUUGCCUUCGACGUCGCCAGUUCGAGAACCAAAUGCUGCUCAUCUUAAUGAUCUCGUGACACAUCUUCGAAGCCUAAUAGAGUCGAUGGAGCGCUAGUGCUUCGAGAACGAACUGCGCGCGAGACCAACACGUCGAUGUGUGGUGGACUGGUCGUAGCAGUUUUAAGUUUAAGCAAAUGAAGUGAGAUAUUAAAAUGCCUA
This is a messenger RNA of Phytophthora nicotianae INRA-310, 633 nucleotides long. RefSeq lists its product as hypothetical. Lineage: Eukaryota; Oomycota; Peronosporomycetes; Peronosporales; Peronosporaceae. Bases 165 to 491 code for a protein of 108 amino acids. The record is from RefSeq and is a predicted model, not a curated record. The transcript has a single exon.